Molecule: messenger RNA, 956 nt
Organism: Coccomyxa subellipsoidea C-169
Lineage: Eukaryota; Viridiplantae; Chlorophyta; Trebouxiophyceae; Coccomyxaceae
Exons: 3
Coding region: 140-505 (121 amino acids)
Source: RefSeq, a predicted model, not a curated record
AAUUCUUAUGCUAAAAAACCCUUCAAGACAGAUUAUAGAUUCAAAACUCCUUGCAUUGCCUUCCAUCACCCCCCUGUUACUGUGCGGCCAACACACUGCGAAUUUUUAGACCGGGACAUCUGUGCUUGUUUCGUGUAGCAUGGGGGUCCCUGCUUGGUGGGCGGCAGGAUUGGCGGUCCCAGCUGUGAUUGUGAAGGGAUUUGUUGGAGGGCGCAGCAAAUCCAGGAAAGAAGAGGAGGCAAGGACAAGGCCAGAGGAGGGCACAGACCCCAGCUUUGUGUGUGAGCGCGUGUGCACAUCAGACAGGCUUCUCCGCCGCAUGGGUGGUCUCUCAAAGGAUCCAACCCCCAACACAUGCGUAACAGUAUGCGGUGUCUCAGCAACGGAUGCCUGCACAGAGGCGUGCCAGCGAGGAGUGUGCACAAACAUGCACCAGGUGCCAGCAUGGAACGACGCAUGCUUGAAGAGAUGCACCACAGAGUGCACACGAGGGCGGACCUUCUGACGUCUUGCUCUGUCUUGCUUCAAGGGGAAGCAGAUUCUGCCAUGCUGGCGCUGGAUUGCAAGCUCCAUUGAGCAUCUUGCAGCGACAGAGCUUGCUGUUGAAGAGAGCUGACUUGCACAGAUGCCUCCAGCCUGGGAGCCCUCCUGAGGAGCCCAGCUGCAGUGUUAUUCUCUGCACUGAAUGCAACGCUAAUAUGAGCUAAGAGAUGCAGUGGAACUGCAAGAGUCCUACUCCAAAGUAGAUCGUACAUGGCUACGAUAAUCAAAUUGACUGCUUAUAUGCUUCUGCUCCUCACAUUAAUAUUGUGGGCUUUAAUUUGUCCAUCUGACGUGGUUUGUCACCAUGGGCACAUGUGUGUUUGUACCUCGGGCUGAUGCUUGGAUGUGGAUGCAUAAAUGGCACAUUCUACAACUUUGGUUGCCUGAAGACAUAUUUGAAAGGAAGAAGAUAU